Messenger RNA from Aspergillus ruber CBS 135680, 1224 nucleotides. It is a transcript of the gene phb1, whose product is annotated as prohibitin subunit PHB1. Gene Ontology annotation, biological process: mitochondrion organization. The transcript has 2 exons. Gene Ontology annotation, cellular component: mitochondrion; membrane. NCBI's taxonomy places the organism in Eukaryota, Fungi, Ascomycota, Eurotiomycetes, Eurotiales, Aspergillaceae. The coding region runs from base 57 to 899 and encodes 280 amino acids. The record is from RefSeq and is a predicted model, not a curated record.
GUAAAAUAAUAUACCACCACCACCUCCUCCCACCUUCACUCGCACCAACGCACACAAUGGCUGCAAACGCCCUACAAAACCUCUACCGUCUAGCCAUCCCCGUCGCCACGGGUGCGGCUAUCGUCAACUCCUCGCUGUACGAUGUCCGCGGCGGAACCCGAGCAGUCAUCUUUGACCGAUUGUCGGGAGUGCAGGAGACAGUGGUCAACGAGGGCACGCAUCUUCUAGUCCCGUGGCUGCAGAGAGCCAUUAUCUACGAUGUCCGCACGAAGCCGCGCAACAUCUCGACGACGACGGGGAGUAAGGAUUUGCAGAUGGUUAGCUUAACGCUGAGAGUUUUGCACCGGCCUGAUGUUCCCAAGCUGCCGACGAUCUACCAGUCCUACGGCACCGAUUAUGACGAACGUGUACUCCCCUCCAUCGGCAACGAAGUCCUCAAAGCCAUCGUCGCCCAGUUCGACGCCGCCGAACUUAUCACCCAACGUGAAGCCGUCUCCAACCGGAUCCGGACGGACCUCAUGAAGCGCGCCUCGCAAUUCAACAUCGCUCUCGAAGAUGUCUCGAUUACCCACAUGACCUUCGGAAAGGAGUUCACUCGCGCCGUCGAGCAGAAGCAGAUUGCCCAGCAGGACGCUGAGCGGGCGCGGUUCAUCGUCGAGCGGGCUGAACAGGAGCGGCAGGCGAACGUCAUCCGUGCGGAGGGUGAAGCCGAGAGUGCGGAUAUUAUUAGCAAGGCGGUGGCUAAGGCUGGAAGUGGGCUGAUUGAGAUUCGGAGGAUUGAUGCGAGCAAGGAAAUUGCGAAUACGCUGUCGACUAAUCCGAACGUUACUUACUUGCCCGGUGGUGAGGGUAAGGAGGGUGGAAAGAGCACGAGCAUGUUGUUGGGAUUGAGGGGUUAAUGGGUUAAAAAAUUGUGUUAUGUUUACGUUCAGAUGAACUACCUGUAGCAAUAGCAUGCAUCUCCAUAUCUUAAUACGUCUACAAUCUUUUAUAAAGAUGGACCUGAAAUCUCAUAUCCUCCAGCCCAGCCCCUUCGCCAACUUCGUACCGUAACCGUGCUGCAUCUCUCCGCCACCAUCUUGAGUCCUGCGACAGCACCUUUUCCCAUUUGCCCUCUGCAACAGAUAACAGUGUAUGGUCCAGCAGGAACUUCAUCGGAUACUUCCGUUCCACCUUUUCUUCCGACUUGCCCAGCGACAAACUGGAAUAACUCCCGGGGCUGUC